GGAGGGCCGCCCGGGGGAGGGAACCAGCCCCCGGGCACCACCCUGAAGAGGACGCCACCCCCAGUUGGCACCCCCCUGCUGAACCCCUUCUGGACUCCUCCGUGCUCCCGGGAUUGGGAAAUUACCUCCCCGCCGACCUCAGGACAACAGUGCAGAGAAGAAGGCGGCCACGAUGCCCGACUCACCGGCCGAGGUGAAGACGCAAUCCCGCUCCACCCCACCCAGCAUGCCACCCCCACCUCCAGCCGUCACCCAGGGAGCCUCACGCCACCCUUCCUUCACGCCAAACGCAAAUCGAGAAGAUGGGCCUCCGACGUUUCUGCCUCAUGGCCGUUUUCAUGGCUGCUUGAAAUGGUCUAUGGUCUGUCUUUUGAUGAAUGGGAGCAGUCAUUCCCCGACGGCCAUCAAUGGAGCCCCGUCCACCCCCAACGGGUUCAGCAACGGCCCGGCCACCUCCUCCACGGCGUCGCUGUCCAACCAGCAACUCCCGCCGGCCUGCGGCGCCCGGCAGCUCAGCAAGCUCAAGCGCUUCCUCACUACCCUACAGCAGUUUGGAAAUGACAUCUCACCCGAGAUUGGGGAGCGGGUCCGUAGCUUGGUGCUGGGGCUCGUGAAUUCCACCCUGACCAUUGAGGAGUUCCAUUCCAAGCUUCAGGAAGCCACCAAUUUCCCUCUGCGCCCAUUUGUCAUUCCCUUCCUGAAGGCCAACCUGCCGUUGCUUCAGCGAGAGCUCCUCCACUGUGCCCGCCUGGCCAAGCAGACCCCAGCCCAGUAUCUGGCCCAACACGAGCAGCUCCUGCUAGAUGCCAAUGCCUCUUCUCCGAUCGACUCCUCCGAGCUUCUGCUGGAAGUCAACGAGAAUGGCAAGAGGAAGACACCAGACAGGACCAAAGAGAACGGGUUGGACCGAGACCCGCUGCAUCCUGAACACCUCAGCAAACGGCCCUGCACCAUGAGUCCGGCCCAGAGGUACAGCCCCAGCAACGGGCUGAACCAUCAGCCCAACGGGCUGCCCCACCCCACCCCACCACCCCCCCAGCACUACCGCCUCGAGGACAUGGCCAUGGCGCACCAUUUCCGGGACCCCUACCGCCACCCGGACCCCCGCGAGCUGCGGGAACGCCAUCGACAAGCCGCUGUGCAUGGCUCACGGCAAGAAGAAGUGAUAGACCACAGACUCACAGACCGAGAGUGGGCGGAGGAGUGGAAGCACCUCAACAAUCUCCUGAACUGCAUCAUGGACAUGGUAGAGAAGACUCGGCGCUCCCUCACCGUGCUGCGCCGCUGCCAGGAGGCCGACCGCGAAGAGCUAAAUCACUGGAUCCGGCGCUAUAGUGAUGCCGAGGACAUGAAGAAGGCCCCCAUCUCCGCCCCACCCCGUCCCCACAACAGCUCCUCUAACUCCGACACUCCCCAGCUAGACACUCACCGUGAGUUUGUGCCCCGACCACUGUCCGGUUAUAUGCCAGAAGAAAUCUGGAGAAAAGCUGAAGAAGCCGUGAACGAAGUAAAGCGGCAGGCAAUGUCGGAGCUGCAGAAGGCUGUGUCGGACGCCGAGAGGAAAGCCCACGAGCUGAUCACCACCGAGCGAGCCAAGAUGGAGCGGGCUCUGGCCGAGGCCAAACGCCAGGCCUCCGAGGAUGCCCUCACCGUCAUCAACCAGCAAGAGGAUUCCAGUGAGAGUUGCUGGAACUGCGGGCGCAAAGCCAGCGAGACCUGCAGCGGCUGCAACACAGCCCGUUACUGCGGCUCCUUCUGCCAGCACAAGGACUGGGAGAAACACCACCACGUCUGCGGCCAGACCCUGCAGGGCCUCCAGGCCUCGGCCGGCCCGGCCCCGGCCAACGGCGUGGGGCUCGGAGGCGUGGGCUCCUCCCAGCCGGACGUGGUGGCCGUGGGCCCCUCUCUGACCGGGGUGGCCGUGGCCCCCAGCCCCAGCGAGACCAGCUCUACGGCCGCCUCCCGCUCUGGCACCCCGGCCACCCCGCCUGCCCCGCUGGAAGCCGCGUCCCGCUAACGCCCCGGAGGGGCAGGAGGCAAGGAAAACCGGCAACCUACUAAAAGUCACUGCUGCUACUGCUUUUCUCCAAAAGAAAAAAAACAAAACAAAACAAAAAAACUGCAUUCAAUGCAACUUCCUCAGCUACCUGAAGAUUCCAUCCGACCUCCAAACCACCUCUUUUUCUCUCCUGGAGUGAUCCUCACCAAGCUUCAAAACUGGGCUUUAAAGUGCAGUUGACAAAGAAAGUACCAACCUUCUUCUACGUUAAUCUUCUCUCUGUCUCUCCCUGUGUGUCUUUCUCUCUGUCUCCCCGUCUCUCCGCGUGUGUGUCUCUCUGUGUCUGUCCCUCUGUGUCACCCGCUCUUUUUAAGAAAUGAUUUGUUGAUUUAUAUUUUUGGUGAAGAUUCUGAUUUUUUUCAAAAGAGCUAUUCAGAAACGGACAGAAAAAAACUAUUGUUUUUAUUUUAAUUAAUAGGGAAAAACUGAUUUUCUAGCUGGAGAUCUGUGUUGCUGAGUCAAACCGAACUGCCUGUGAGUCACGCAAGGGGCGUGUAAGGCGAGGACGGUAAGAAGGAUUUCAAUUUCCAAAUGAAGAAGAUUUCUGCGGGGGGGGGGGGUUUGUCUUUUUUUUAAAUGUCAAACUCUUUGGCUUUAAGUAAAAAUCCAAAAAGAUUAAAAAAAAAAAAAGGAAGCUUACCUAUAAACUACCUUGCUAGCUAGCCAAGAAUACCAGAUACACCUCUGCUCCAAAGUAAACCCAAAAAGCAAACACAAAAAAAUCCAAACUUUUCUUUUUACCACUGCCAAAGUUAUUUUUUUUUAUUUUAGUCGGGGUUUGUUUGUUUUGUUUUUUGUUGUCGUUUGGCUUUUUUUGGUUAGUCUUUCCACGGAACAAGGAGCAGCACUUGUUUGUUUCGACGAGCGACGGCAACUGCUCUAUUGGUGAAACGGAGGAGCCGGCCGUGGAGAAAACCGACACUCUUCCUCCCACCCGCUGGCUCCAUUUUGCUGGCUCAGCUCUCCCAUCUUUGGAUCUUCCUACUCUGCCUGGCUGAAGGACGAGCCUCUGUGGCUUCAGAGUUCAUUUCCAAACGAAUAAAGCAAAAUCAUCCGCACAACAUAGCAACCCCAAGAAAAUCCCAAUACUCUGUGUGUCUGUGUGUGUGUAUGCGUGCGAGCAUGCAUUCAGGAGGGCGUGUGUGUGUAGGGGAAUGAUACCCCUGUCUUUUUUUUUUCCAUGCCCUCUGUGGAUUAUCGACACAUAGGAUUUUUCCUAUGGUGAAAAAAGUGCUAAAGCGUUCCUUUCCAGAGAGAGCUGUUGUUCCGAAACCAAACCGUGACAAUCUUUUCGGUUGAUUCUUGACUGUUUUCCAGAGCACGAGCAGAGAGUGACUGCACCAAUACCUUCCACUUCUGUUAUUCCUCUACCUCUCUUCUCUCCAUUUCCCCCACCCCUUCCUUCGUCACAGGAUCCCCUCACUGCUGGUCUCCUUUCUUCCAAACUUUUGCAGGAAAAAGAAAGCCAACCUUUGUAGUCCACCCCCUUCCACCUCCCCAUCCUCAUUAGAAGAGUAUUUUGACAGCCUGUACAUAACCCGUGGCUUUUACGACCAGUUAUUCCCCAGGUGUUUUCUCCUCUGGUCUCGUGUGACGGAGCACGAUCAGUCUUUUCAUUUUCACACUCUUUGCCCCAUUGUUCCCUUCCCCUUCCCCUUGCCCCUUUCGACUUCCACAGCUAUUUCUAGGAGGAAAUAAAGGAAAAAAGAAAAGUAACACUUGUACUUAACGGAAGAAAAACAAUGUAGAUUUUUUUUUUUUGCAUUUUCUUGUAUCGUUGUAUAAAGUACAGAGGACGGGAGUGCAAUAUGGAGCGUGGUACGGCUACUGUAUGGGGGUUCAAAGAGACUUCCCAGCCAUGGGUCAAUAUUGUACGUUAAUGUGAAUGUAUAUAGUAUUUGCAGAGGUCCAAAUAAUGAUAUUAAUAAUGAUAAUAAUAAAGAAGAGAUGUUUGCCAAAUAAAAAUGAGACAAACCACUGAAGUAUGUAAAGUUUAGGAAAUAGGUUUUAAAAAGCAAAUCAUCAGUGGGGUCAUUGGGAAGCCCUAGUUUGUCCAGAGUUGCAAAGGCCGCUGAGCGUAUUUAUCAUGAAGGAUGAAAUCACGUUUUCCCAAGUCACAGUCCGAGGGGAGUUCCAGCAGAUGGAAUCCGUCUCGAAAGAGUGGGCUGGAUGUGUUGGAUUUUUGGGUUUUGAACCGUUUCCCCUGCCUGUCCCUCCUCAUUUGAAUCCUUUCGAGUCCCCCGCAUGUCUGUGCGUUUCAUAGAGGUUUACUUUCGUAGGCUUCACGAGAGCAAGGAUUGGAAGUAUUUUAUUAGAACAGUUCAUUUGUCGGGCAAAUGCAGGCCCAGGAGUUGAUUCUUUGAAGGUUUGCUGAACAUUUCCAUUUUUGUUUUCGGUUUUCUUUUCCCUAGCGGUAAGCCUGUUAACGGUCUAGAGGCAUAGACAAAUUGGACACAGG
Messenger RNA from Tachyglossus aculeatus (Australian echidna), 4517 nucleotides. It is a transcript of the gene CBFA2T3, whose product is annotated as CBFA2/RUNX1 partner transcriptional co-repressor 3. Gene Ontology annotation, biological process: negative regulation of DNA-templated transcription; DNA-templated transcription. The record is from RefSeq and is a predicted model, not a curated record. Gene Ontology annotation, cellular component: nucleus. Lineage: Eukaryota; Metazoa; Chordata; Mammalia; Monotremata; Tachyglossidae. Gene Ontology annotation, molecular function: transcription corepressor activity. The transcript has 12 exons. Bases 173 to 2017 code for a protein of 614 amino acids.